This is a messenger RNA of Prunus avium (sweet cherry), 474 nucleotides long. RefSeq lists its product as uncharacterized. Lineage: Eukaryota; Viridiplantae; Streptophyta; Magnoliopsida; Rosales; Rosaceae. The record is from RefSeq and is a predicted model, not a curated record.
AUGAAUUCAUGUGAGAAGGCUAUACAAAAGUUCUUCAAUGAUGAUUCUGAUGAUGAUGACCAUCAUCAACAGAGGGUUGCAAUGGCCGUUCAACACCAUACGUUUUUGUUGGAGCAAUAUGCUCAACAAUCCAAACAUGGUGGUUCUAUUGUAGGCCAUGAAUACAAGAAUCGGAAGAGAGAAAAACAUCAUAAGAGUCUCAUGGAGGACUACUUCUGUGAAAGACCACUUCAUCCCCCAAUGAAUUUUCGCAGGCGGUUCCACAUGAGAAGAGAGCAUUUCUAUCGCAUCUUGAAUGAUGUUGUUGCAUAUGAGCCAUACUUUACCCAGAAGAUAGACGCUUGUGGACAACAAAGUCUAUCCCCAGAGCAGAAGCUAAUAUCUGUUUUUCGAAUGCUAGCAUAUGAAGGCUCGACAAACUCCACCGAUGAGUAUUGUAGAUUGGGUGAAUCUACAGCCCUUGAAUGUUUGUGA